Molecule: messenger RNA, 2212 nt
Organism: Centropristis striata (black sea bass)
Lineage: Eukaryota; Metazoa; Chordata; Actinopteri; Perciformes; Serranidae
Product: dehydrogenase/reductase SDR family member 1-like
Exons: 9
Coding region: 174-1106 (310 amino acids)
Source: RefSeq, a predicted model, not a curated record
UUGCCCACAUUGUUGCAGGUCGACGCUCUUACUCAGUAACAUAUUACAGGAGCAGCACAGAAACAAAUCAGCCGUGACAUAAAUCGCGUCACGUUUCCUGCUCGUUAACAUCUGAAGAUUUAUUAUUAGGACUUGACAAACCAGAUCCAGCGCUUUCUGUGGAAUAAGGGAAAAUGUCCCUGUCUGGCUGGGUGUGUGUGGUCACAGGAGCCUCCAGAGGAAUCGGCCGGGGAAUCGCUCUGCAGCUGUCUGAGGCCGGAGCCACCGUCUACAUCACAGGACGCCAGGAGAACACGCUGAAACAAACGGCUGCUCAGGUUAAGGAGAGAGGUGGAAACUGUGUGCCGGUUAUCUGUGAUUCUACUAAAGACGGAGACAUUGAAGAGCUGUUUGAGCAGAUUAAACGUGAACAGAACGGCCGACUGGAUAUCCUGGUUAACAACGCCUACGCUGGAGUACAGGCUAUCUUUGAGAACAUCGGGACCAAAUUCUGGGAAACUGACCCAACCAUUUGGGAUUCCAUCAACAACACAGGUCUCAGAGGCCACUAUUUCUUCUCAGUUCAUGCAUCCCGCAUGAUGGUGGCUCAGGGUCGGGGUCUGAUAGUCACCAUUUCAUCUAUGGGGGGGCUGAGGUAUCUCUUCAAUGUGCCAUAUGGUGUUGGAAAAGCUGCAUGUGACCGGCUAGCAGCAGACAUGGCUGUUGAGCUGAGAAACAGAGGAGUGGCUUCUGUCAGUCUGUGGCCGGGAGCGGUACAAACAGAGCUGGUGACUCAGUACAUACUGGAGAAAGAAACACCACAGGGGGCAAAUCCUAAGCUUAAAGAUGUUUUUGCCAAUGGAGAAACUACGGAAAUGAGCGGGAAGUGCAUUGUGAACCUGGUCACAGAUAAAAAUCUGAUGUCCCUGACUGGGAAAGUGCUCAUGACUUGUGACCUGGCGAGGCGCUACGGGUUAAAAGAUGUCGAUGGACGGAGUGUCACUGAUAACACUUCCUUCAAAUUCCUGCUGACCCAGGUCCCCUAUCUCUCCUGGCUGUCAGCUGUCGUCCCUUCAUUCCUCCGUGUGCCACGCUUCGUGCUCACUCUGGCUAGUGGACGCUUCUAAAAAAACAUUUCUAGAUCCACCUUACUUACAGCUUACAGCUGUCGUGUCAGUGGUUUCAGAUCAAAUCCAUUACUAAUGGAUAACAAAUGUCAAAAAGCUAAACACUGACUGAAGAGUAUUGUUGAAAUGACCUUUAAUUCUGACUUCUUGAGUAUUCUAAACCUUUUCUAUAUCCACCUGAAGUGGAGCUAUCAUACAGACCAGCUACAUGGUCCAAAUCCACUCUGUCUCUAUCUCUGUAUACAUAUACAGGUGCUGGUCAUUUAAUUAGAAUGUCACGAAAAAGUUGAUUUAUUUCAGUAUUUUAAUUUCAGUAACCAUUUGAAGGCCUUUGCAGGUGUUUUGAGUUAAUUAGCUGAUUAGAGUUUGGCACCAGGUGUCUUCAAUAUUCAACCUUUUCACAAUAUUCUCAUUUUCUGAGAUAUUGAAUUUGGGAUUUUUCAUUAGUUGUCAGUUCUAAUCAUUACAAUUAAAAGAAAUAAACACUUGAAAUAUAUCAGUCUGAGUGGAACGAAUGUAUACAUUAUACAAGUUUCACUUUUUGAAUGGAAUUAUUGAAAUAAAUCAACUUUUUCAUGAUAUUCUAAUUAUAUGACCAGCACCUGUAUGUAUGUAUGUAUGUAUGUAUAUAUAUAUAUAUAUAUAUAUAUAUAGAUGUAUAUAUCCAUUUCUACCUUAGAAAUUGAAGUUUUAUGAAGUAAAAAGUAAAUAUAGCACUUUUAAUUGAUGUGUACUGUUUGCACACAGUACAUUUCUUACUACUUGAUCACUUAAUGAAGGCAGUUUUAUGAAGUUUAACGUUACCAAACUAAGCAUGUAGGAUGCUCUACUAAGUUUCUGAAUUUAAACACUCAUAUCUAUAUAGACGUGGGUGAAGCCACUAAAUAAGACAAUGUGAAUUUCUCAUUAUUACUACAUGUAAUGUAUUUUCUUCAGCAGUAUACAAAAUCACUACAACGUUUAUAGAAACAUAAAUGGUUAUGUAUUUUUUCACCUAUUUUGGGCAUAUGAUUGUUAUAUUUCUAUUAAAUGUAAACGCACACUAAAUACUAUUACUACUAUGGUAUUUUACUGGCUAAUGGAACAAUAAAGAAACGUGAACUUGC